UCUGGGGAGAAAGUCUUGAAAAAAAAUUAAAAGCUCACCAAAAAAACGAACAAAUCAAAUCUCGGCGAUCCCCACCACCUCCGCCGCCGCCGCCUCUUCGGCCUCUUCUCUCCCCGAUGGAGAGGGACGCGCCUCCCCUGAGCUCGACGCUGUUCAUGGAUGGCGUCGGCGAGGUCGUCCUCACCCUUCGCCCCGACGGGAUUUCGUGGAAGCCCCUCGACGCGGGCGUGGUUGCGUCUUCUUGCUUGGGUAUGGACUUCCGUUCCAAGAUACAAACUGAGAUCAAAUUCUCAGAUGUUUAUGGUGUGGAGCUUAUUGAUUCUGGCUUGGUUCACAAUGGCAGUUGGAACAUUGGCACUUUUCGUUGGGGCGGUGAUUCUGAGGCACAUCGUUUUGUGGUGCAUGGAUUCCUCGGAGAAAGAGGAAGCGCUUCUCCUUGGGUUCUUGUGGCAUAUACCUUUGGGCACAAGUACUUGAAGAUUUGCCAAAAAUGGGUUGAACAUAUAGAGGCUUGUAUAAAAAAUGAACCAGCCAGGCCGCGGAGUCUUUUGGUACUUGUUCAUCCAUUAUGUGGAAAAGGAAAAGGCCGCAAAAGUUGGGAUACAGUUGCUCCUAUAUUUUGCCGUGCUAAAGUUCAAACAAAGGUGACUGUAACUCAGAGGGCGGGGCAUGCAUAUAAUGUAGUAUCAUCAUUGUCAGACAGAGAACUCAGAUCUUUUGAUGGCAUUGUUGCUGUGGGUGGUGAUGGCCUCUUCAAUGAAGUUCUUAACGGGCUUCUGGCUUCAAGGCAUGAAGCUUCUUAUCCGCCUUCUCCAACUGAACUCAGCUUUGCUGGUUGUGGUGAACAAAGUCAGCAGUGUAGAGAUAAUACAAAUGGUAGGUGCUCUUCUAAUGAUGUAAAUGACAUGGCUUCUGAGACUUCAUUAACAAGUGAUGACCAUGAACCUCUUCUCACUUCUUCAAUGCCUAAUGGAACAGACAUCCCAAAAUCCACAACUAAAAAUGAAGAGUGCAAUGCAGCAAAUCAAGCUCCUUCGACUCCCUUCCCAAAUGAUUGGUUUAGACUCGGGAUAAUUCCUGCUGGCUCAACUGAUGCCAUUGUGCUCAGCACAACUGGGAUUAGGGAUCCUGUAACAUCGGCUUUGAACAUUGUCCUUGGAAGAAAGAUGUUACUUGAUAUAGCUCAGGUGGUCAGAUGGAAAGCUAGCCCUUCACCUCGGGAUUUACCUUCCGUGCACUAUGCUGCUUCAUUUGCAGGGUUUGUUAUUUUUUGAAU
Ananas comosus (pineapple) is the source of this 1276-nucleotide messenger RNA. RefSeq names its product ceramide kinase-like. The transcript has 9 exons. Bases 117 to 1274 code for a protein of 385 amino acids. Lineage: Eukaryota; Viridiplantae; Streptophyta; Magnoliopsida; Poales; Bromeliaceae. The record is from RefSeq and is a predicted model, not a curated record. Gene Ontology annotation, molecular function: kinase activity.